Mesorhabditis belari is the source of this 1593-nucleotide messenger RNA. Lineage: Eukaryota; Metazoa; Nematoda; Chromadorea; Rhabditida; Rhabditidae. The record is from the annotation of a GenBank genome assembly.
AUGAAAACUUUGUAUUUUCUGGGCGUUGUUGCCCUUCUAGCCAUCAGUGGCUUUGCCGACGAUGAGAAAAAGGAUAAAUAUGGAACGAUUAUCGGAAUCGACUUGGGAACGACCUACUCGUGCGUGGGAGUCUUCAAGAAUGGACGUGUUCUCGACAAAAGCAAUAAGCCAUAUGUGCAAGUGAAAGUCGGAAAAGAUAACAAGCAAUUCACUCCGGAGGAAGUCUCUGCGAUGGUGUUAGUGAAAAUGAAAGAGAUCGCUGAAUCGUAUCUUGGCAAGGAAGUGAAAAACGCUGUGGUGACGGUGCCUGCUUAUUUCAAUGAUGCUCAAAGACAAGCCACUAAGGACGCUGGAGUCAUUGCUGGCCUUAACGUCGUCCGUAUCAUCAACGAGCCCACAGCUGCUGCUAUCGCUUAUGGACUUGAUAAAAAGGAAGGAGAGAAGAACAUUCUUGUUUUCGAUCUCGGUGGCGUGCAAAAGCUUCGUCGUGAAUGCGAGAAGGCCAAGCGAGCUUUAUCCACUCAACAUCAGGUGAAAGUCGAAGUUGAAUCAUUGCUUGAUGGUGAAGAUUUCUCGGAGACACUCACUCGUGCCAAAUUCGAAGAGCUCAACAUGGACCUUUUCCGUGCCACUUUAAAACCCGUUCAAAAGGUUUUGGAAGACUCUGACUUGAAGAAAGAGGAUGUGCACGAGAUUGUGCUUGUCGGAGGAUCGACUCGUAUCCCUAAAGUUCAACAGCUUAUCAAGGAGUACUUUAAUGGCAAAGAACCAUCCCGAGGCAUUAACCCUGAUGAAGCUGUCGCUUAUGGAGCCGCUGUUCAAGCUGGAGUCAUCUCUGGAGAGGAGAACACUGGUGACAUUGUGCUUCUUGAUGUAAACCCGUUGACAAUGGGUAUCGAGACGGUUGGAGGAGUGAUGACGAAAUUGAUCCCAAGAAACACUGUCAUUCCCACAAAGAAAUCUCAAGUGUUCUCGACGGCUGCCGACAAUCAGCCAACUGUCACCAUUCGUGUGUUUGAGGGAGAACGACCAAUGACAAAAGACAAUCACGAGCUUGGGAAAUUCGACUUGACUGGAAUCCCGCCUGCACCACGAGGAGUCCCACAAAUUGAGGUCACUUUUGAGAUCGAUGUCAAUGGUAUUCUCCAUGUGAGUGCUGAGGACAAAGGCACUGGAAACAAGAAUAAAAUCACCAUCACAAAUGACGCAAACCGAUUGUCGCCUGAAGAUAUCGAGCGUAUGAUUAAUGAUGCCGAGAAAUUCGCUGAAGAUGACAAGAAGUUGAAGGAACAGGUGGAAGCCAGAAAUGAGCUCGAGUCGUACGCAUACUCAUUGAAGAAUCAAAUCGGAGACAAGGAAAAAUUGGGCGGGAAAUUGGACGAAGAAGAGAAGAAAACGAUUGAGGAAGCAGUUGAUGAGGCAAUCUCGUGGCUUGACUCGAAUAAAGACGCAAAUACAGAAGAGUUAAAGGAGAGAAAACAAGAGUUGGAAGGAAAAGUUCAACCAAUCAUCUCAAAGCUUUAUCAAGGAGCUGGCGGCGGAGGUGGUGAUGGUGCUGGUGCUGGCCAAGAGCAGGAGGAAAAAGAUGAAUUG